Molecule: messenger RNA, 1914 nt
Organism: Anopheles marshallii
Lineage: Eukaryota; Metazoa; Arthropoda; Insecta; Diptera; Culicidae
Product: zinc finger protein 425-like
Exons: 1
Coding region: 1-1914 (637 amino acids)
Biological process (GO): regulation of transcription by RNA polymerase II; DNA repair
Cellular component (GO): chromosome
Molecular function (GO): chromatin insulator sequence binding
Source: RefSeq, a predicted model, not a curated record
AUGGACAGUUCAAAUACUACGCUGCAUCCUGUGAAACAGGAAGUUUCUGAUAAUCAAGAUGACUAUUCCUUCCCGAGUAGUUCAAAGAUCGAUCAGGCAUUGGCGGCUCCUGCAACUUAUUUUCAUAGUCCCAAAAUGGAAUACUCUUCUCAUGGAACCAUAGAUGUGGAAGCGAGCAGGAGAUCACCUGCGGUUUGUGAUAACUAUAAUACCUCUACCACUAUACAGAUGAAGGUCGAACCGCAGGAAUCUGGUACCGAGAUGCUUCAUGAACCAGUGCACUAUAAUUCUACAGAAAGUAGCGUUCUAAACGAUCAAGAAUUUGCCGACCACGGGACGUAUUUAACGGAAGCCAAAAUCGAGUAUCCUAUUGUUGAAGAUGUAGAUCUGGAAGCCACAAAAAUCACGCAUGUGACACCAUGUGGCACCGAGCAUUCCGCUGUGCAGAUUAAGGUCGAAGCCCAAGAUCCAGUUUCGGAUCAAGAGCCAGAAAUGCUCUACAAUGCUGUUGUAGACCAGUAUGAGGCCUGUUUACCAGAGAAGAUGGUAAAAACUGAGCAUAUUCCAAUUAGCAGGGAGCUGCAAUCGCCAACAUCAGUAGAAACCUCAGAUGGGCCCAUUGUGGACUCUCACAGCGAAUCACGUGAUUAUAGUUCCGCAACUCAAAACACACGCGUGUACGCCGAUGGGGCAGUAUACGAAAUACGUGUAGUAGAAGAUGCCUGUCGUACAGAGGUCAACGGUAUUCCAGCAGAACAGCCAUGCAACAGCAAACCAGCAACAGGCAACGAAUUGCAUCGUCAAACAGCGCAAAUGAAUGUUAUGAAUUCUAUUAAAACAUUGGGUGAAAAUAAGCAAUACAAAUGCGACCGUUGCGACAAAUCGUUUUGUGACAAAAUGGAACUAAAAAUUCAUAAACGGAACCAUCAAUUUACGGUAUGCCCAGUGUGUAAGAGAACCAUGCGUACCGAUUUCGUGAAAAGACACAUUGCACGGGUACAUCCGGAUGAUGGGAUUUUACCCAGAAACCGAUCAUUCCCUUGCGAUGAAUGUGAACGAGUGUUUUCCAACGAUGUGCAACUGAAGAAUCAUCAGCUGUCGCACAAGAAACAGGGAUGUCCGAUUUGUGGCAAAAUAGUACGGUCCGAUUAUUUGAAGAGACAUAUGGAUUUGAAUCAUCCGAAAGAGGUGAACUCAUCUGACGGUAGUACGUACCCGUGUGAUCAAUGCGAAACAGUGUUAAGCAACAGGUAUCUACUGUUUUUUCACAAACGCACCCACCAAACAGAAGAAUGUCCGGUAUGCAAGGAAACUCUAAGGGCCGGAUACAUGAAAAUUCACAUCGACAUGAAACAUCCAGACCACAGUACCUUGCCGGAAAAUCCCGCCUUCAAAUGUGACCAGUGUGAAAAGUCGUUUGGAUACAAAGCGGCACUAACGCUUCACAAGCGCAAACAUCGGUUGACGGAGUGUCCGGUGUGUAAAAAAACGGUCCGAGCAGAUUGUUUGAAGCGACAUAUGGACUUUAAUCAUCCCAACGAUGCCAGUUUGCCCGAGAAUGCAACACGGAUGGAAGGUUAUACUGCGAACGGCGGGCACCCACUAUCAUAUGAUAGACGAACGCAGCAGACGGAAGACUGUCCCGAGUGUAAGGAAACGUUCCGUAGCGACUACCUGAAGAUUCAUAUAGCCAUGAAACAUCCGAACGAUAGAGCCCUGCCCGAGGAACGACCAUUCCAAUGCGAUCAAUGUGACAAAUCGUUUUGCUACAAAACACAACUCAGGCUCCACAAGCGUAACCAUCGUUUGACGGAAUGUACAGUGUGCCAGAAGUCGAUGAGAUUGGAUUGUCUUAAGCUGCACAUGACCAGGAUGCAUCCUAACAACGUAAGCAGUGGUAGUGCGAAAAACUAA